This is a messenger RNA of Solanum stenotomum, 3120 nucleotides long. RefSeq lists its product as uncharacterized. Lineage: Eukaryota; Viridiplantae; Streptophyta; Magnoliopsida; Solanales; Solanaceae. Gene Ontology annotation, molecular function: nucleic acid binding. The transcript is spliced from 2 exons. Gene Ontology annotation, biological process: DNA integration. The record is from RefSeq and is a predicted model, not a curated record. Bases 1 to 3120 code for a protein of 1039 amino acids.
AUGGGGGAUAACAGCAUUGCAACAUCAACUGUAAAUCCACCUGGAACUGGAAAUGCAAAUCAAAUUGAUUCCAGUCAUCCCUUUUAUCUUCACUCUUCAGAUUCGCCAGGAAUGAGCUUGGUGAACUUCAUUUUUGAUGGAAGAGGUUUUCAGGGCUGGCGAAGGACCAUUCUCAUAGCCCUUUCAGCUAAAAAUAAGCUCGGAUUUAUAGAUGGUACCUGCAAGAUUCCAGAUCGAAGUUCAUCAGACUAUCAUCUAUGGAGUAGGUGCAAUGAUAUGAUAACUUCUUGGUUACUAAACUCUUUAUCAAAAGAUAUAGCUGACAGUGUGAUUUAUUCACAAACUGCUAAGGAUUUGUAUACAGAUCUAGAACAGAGGUUUGGACAAUCAAAUGGUGCUAAACUCUUUCAUUUACAAAAGGAACUUAGUGACCUCGUUCAAGAUAACACUGAUGUUGCAGGUUACUACACAAAAAUGAAAAGGCUGUGGGAUGAGUUAGAAUCACUAAAUGCAGAAAACAAGUGUAAAUGUUUAUGUGUUUGUGGAGGUAAACAGAAAUUAACCAAAUCACUGGAAGAUGAGAAACUCAUCAGGUUUCUUAUGGGGUUGAAUGAGACUUAUGCACCAGCAAGGAGCAACAUUCUAAUGAUUAAACCGUUGCCUAACCUCAAUCAUGCCUACUCAUUACUUUUGCAGGAUGAAAAUCAAAGGGAGAGCUAUGUGAAUGUACCUACUGGUCCUUCUUCCUUUAUGGUAGGGAAACAAGGAAAUAACAUUCCUCAAUCUUAUGUUGAUAAUCAGGGUUAUGUUGCUAACCAAGCUUAUGUUAACCAAAAGAUUCACUCACAAAAUCAAGGGAUGUGGGAUAACAGAUCUACUCAAAAGUUCCCAGGAAAGAAAUCUAACUUGUUUUGCACCCAUUGCAAGAAGACUAACCACAUAAAACAAGACUGCUACAGAUUGAUUGGAUUUCCACCAGAUUUCAAGUUUACUAAUGUUAAACCAAAGAAACCUCAACCUGCAAUCAAGAGCAAUGCUGUUUCAGCUGAAGAAGGAGAAGGGAUAUCAUACAAUUCGUCUUUGGGAGGAAACAUGGGACAGUUCCUGACUAAAGAAGAAUAUACUCAAGCAGUCCAAUAUUACAGGGGAAAGAAGGGAGCAGAUAUAUCAAUGUCAGCUAUACCACCUGAUGCAGUUCGUACUGGAAAUGCUAAUGCUAGCACUGGUAUAUCUUAUACUCUUGCUUUUACUUCUCUUGCCAGAAUGAAUUCCAGCUCCUGGAUCAUAGAUUCUGGGGCUUCUGAGCACAUGUGUUUCAAUCCAUCAGUUUUCAAUUCUUUGACUCCUUUAUCUUCCCCCAUGUUUAUUAUCCUUCCCAAUCUCACUCAAGUUAAUAUUACUCAUAAAGGUACAAUAUCCAUUUUUUCUGAUCUCAUCCUUGAAAAUGUCUUAUAUGUGCCCUCUUUCAAAUAUAACUUACUGUCUGUAGACAAAUUUGUUAAGCAAUUUCAGUCUUGCCUUCUAUUUACUCCUACUGGUUGCUUUUUGCAGGCCCCUUUUAUGAAGAGGGCUCAAGUUUUUGGUGAGGCCAAGGAUGGGCUUUUCUUACUUCAACCUGCUAAGACUUCACCUAAGAAUUAUUUCAAGAAUCAGUCUGUUGUUUUAGAUCCACAAAAUAGUUUUCAAUGUGUUUCAGUUUCUUUCUCUGUUCCUAUUUCAGUCAAAUCAAAAUCUGAUGUAAUACUCUGGCAUAAGAGAUUGGGGCAUUUGCCUUUUCAUGCAAUGAAAAACAUCAGUUUCAUUAAUUUUCCUUCUGUUUCUGAAUGCACUUGUGAUGUUUGUCCCUUGGCAAGGCAAUCUAAGUUAUCUUUUCCUAUCAGUCAUAUCAAAUCUAAAAGAGUUUUUGAGCUAAUUCACAUAGACACUUGGGGUCCUUAUAAAGAACCUACCCAUGAUGGUUCUAAAUAUUUUCUUACCAUUGUUGAUGAUUAUAGCAGGGCCACUUGGACUUUCUUAUUAAAAGCUAAGAGUAAUGCUUUUCAUAUUCUUAAGAAUUUUUUGGCUAUGGUGGAAAGGCAAUUUUGUCUUAAAGUUAUGAUUAUCAGAUCUGACAAUGCUCUUGAGUUAGGCAACAGUAUUGAAACUUCAAGUUUUUUAUCUGCUCAGGGAAUAGUUCAUCAAACCUCUUGUGUUUCCUCUCCUCAACAAAAUGGUGUUGUAGAGAGGAAACACAGACAUUUGUUAGAAGUUUCCAGGGCUCUUCUUUUUCAAUCAAAGGUUCCUAUUCAAUUUUGGGGUGAAUGUCUCUUUACUGCUACUCAUCUCAUCAAUAGAAUACCUUCCAAAGUCCUCAAUGGUAAAACCCCUUACGAAGUGCUAUAUAACAGUAGCCCAGUCUAUCACAACUUAAGGGUGUUUGGUUGUUUGGUUUAUGUUUCUACUCUUGCUCAUAAUAGAGGUAAAUUCGAACCCAGAGCUAAGCCAUGUGUUUUUCUCGGAUAUCCAGCCAAUCAAAAAGGUUUUAAAUGUUUGGACCUAGAUACACAUAAGAUUUUUAUUUCCAGGGAUGUUCAUUUCCAAGAAGAUAUUUUUCCUUUCUUAUCUCAUUCUCACAGUACUCAACCUAUUUUUCCUACUUCUAACCCUGUACCAACAAUGGAUUCCAUUGAAGAUUAUAAUCCUAUUGUAUUUUCCAAUCCUACUUCUAUUCAUCAUUCUCCUCCUUCAGUCAACCCUUCCAGCUCACCCGUUCACUCAUCACCCUCUGAUUCUGUUGUUCCUACUCCUCCUGUUUCCUCUCAUUCACCUUCUCCUACUCUAAGAAGAACAGAGAGGACUCACAAAAGACCAGUUUAUUUACAUGAUUAUGACUGCAGCAAUCUUGUUUUCACAGAUGUGACCACAGCCUGUUUCACUACCCCAGCUGCUCAACACUCAGGUUGGAGGGAAGCCAUGGAUAAAGAAUUAGAGGCACUAAAUAGAAAUAGGACAUGGGACAUUGUUUUAUUACCCAAUGGCAAGAAGGCAUUGCCUUGUAAAUGGGUAUAUAAAGUCAAACAUUUGUCAGAUGGAACAGUGGACAGAUUAAAGGCUAGACUUGUUGUUCGAGGUGAUAUUUAA